UGGUAUAUAGAUAAUUCGUUCUACAACUCUUGUAAUUUCACACUAAUAUAUCUGGAUACGUUAUUAAAAUGAACAGAGUGUCGGGGAAGUCCCGUGAUGAGACGCUUAUUGAAAUGGACCGGACUGCUUGGUCCAACGGCGAGGAAAACAAUGGGUUCCACUCCAGUUCUCUUGUGGAUAAGGAAUCUUUUCAUCUUGAAAACGCUGUGGUGGACAAGCAGCUUCAGAGCAAGGACUCUGUGUACUUCAGAGAUGGUGUACGGCGGAUAGAUUUUGUUCUGUCGUACAUCGACGAUAAAGAUGGAGAGAAGAAACAGGAUCGGAGGAAGGAAUUUGAAGCUAAUUUACAGAAAGCAGGACUUGAGCUGGAGACCGAGGACAAAUCUGAGUCGGAAGAUGGGAGAACAUUCUUCCUGAAGGUCCACCUCCCAUGGGAGGUGUUGGCAACAUAUGCAGACGUUCUGAAAAUCAAAGUGCCUUUUAAAGCCAAUGAUAUACUUGAUAAGAAAGAGGUGCCCUGCAGCUGGCUCUUUACACCCAUCCGACUGCCAGAGCAUGUGAUGCACCCUGAGCCAGAUUACUUCACCUCCACAUUUGAAAAGAGCAAGACCGACUUCUUCCUCAUCGAGGAUAAAGACACCUUCUUCCCUCCAUCCACACGCAAUAGGAUCGUUUAUUACAUUCUCUCCAGAUGUCCAUACAGUAAAGAAGACAAGGACAAGAAGGGCAUUAAGAGACUGCUAAAUAACGGAACCUAUACAGCGGCCUUCCCCCUGCAUGAUUGCAGGUACUGGACCAGGUCUCGUGAUCCGAACUGUGAGAGUGAGCGUUAUUCUCUGUACAAAAACUGGGCUCGCUUCAGUCGCUGCUAUAAAGAACAGCCGCUCAACCUUAUACGGAAAUACUAUGGAGAGAAGAUCAGCAUCUACUUUGCCUGGCUCGGUUAUUACACAGAGAUGCUGUUCUAUGCUGCAGUUGUCGGUUUGCUCUGUUUCAUCUAUGGUUUGGCCACCUUUGAUGAAAACGUCUGGAGUAAAGAGAUCUGUAAUGACUCCAUCGGUGGGCAGAUCAUCAUGUGUCCUCUCUGUGAUAAGAAAUGUGGCUACUGGAAACUCAACUCAACGUGUAGCUCCUCAUGGCAAUCUUAUCUGUUUGACAACACAGCUACUGUAUUCUUUGCGAUAUUCAUGGGAAUAUGGGUGACUCUGUUCUUGGAGUUCUGGAAACGUCGUCAGGCACGGCUGGAGUAUGAGUGGGAUCUGAUGGAUUUUGAGGAAGAACAGCAGCAGCUGCAGCUCAGACCCGAAUAUGAGACCAAGUGCACGAGCCGACGCCUCAACCGCGUCACACAAGAGAUGGAGCCUUACUUACCUGCAACUAGCAAGUGUGCUCGCUCAUUACUGUCUGGGGCCACAGUACUCUUCUGGAUAUCUCUGAUUAUUGCCAGUAUAAUCGGGGUGAUAGCGUAUCGUCUGGCAGUAUUCGCAGCGUUUGCCAGCAUCAUGAAGGACAGUCCCACCAAUAAACUGGACGUGGUGGGAUCACUGAUCACUCCUCAGCUUGCCACAUCUGUAACUGCUUCCUGCAUUAACUUUGUCAUAAUAAUGGUUCUGAACUACCUGUAUGAGCGCGUGGCCAUCUGGAUCACUGAUAUGGAGGUUCCCAAAACAUACGUGGAGUAUGAGAACAUGCUCACAAUGAAGAUGUUCCUCUUCCAAUUUGUCAACUACUAUUCGUCCUGCUUCUACGUCGCCUUCUUCAAGGGAAAAUUUGUGGGUUACCCAGGAAACUAUGGAUACAUGUUCAACAAAUGGAGUGGAUUGAGAAAUGAAGAGUGUGAGCCGGGUGGUUGUCUGAUCGAGUUAACCACUCAGUUAGUGAUCGUGAUGGUCGGUAAACAGGUGUGGGGGAACAUACAGGAAGCUCUUGUACCCUGGUUGUGUAACUGGUGGGUGAGCCGGAAUGCUCGGAAUCAUCCGGAGAGUCUGUACAGCCGCUGGGAGCAGGAUCACGACCUGCAGGAUUUCAGUCAGCUUGGCCUCUUCUACGAGUAUCUGGAGAUGGUGGUUCAGUUUGGUUUCAUCACUCUGUUCGUGGCCUCUUUUCCUCUGGCUCCUGUACUGGCUCUGAUCAAUAACAUUGUUGAAGUUCGAGUGGACGCCUGGAAGUUGACAACUCAGUUCCGCCGUCCAGUGGCAUCUAAAGCUCACAGCAUCGGUGCAUGGGAGGAGAUCCUAAACAUGAUCGCUGUUCUCUCAGUGGUCACCAAUGCCUUCAUAGUGUCAUUUACAUCAGACAUGAUUCCCCGGCUGGUGUAUCUGUACGCGUAUCACCCUGGUACAGAGAUCACUAUGCAAGGAUACAUCAACAACAGCCUGUCUGUCUUCAACAUCUCUGAGAUCCCACCAGAAAACCGUCCGGAGGAUGACGAGAACCCGGACUGGUUCAACAGCACCACAAUGACCACCUGCAGGUACCGUGAUUACCGCUACCCAUCCGGACAUGAGAAACAGUACAGCCAUACGAUGCAGUUCUGGCACAUUCUCGCAGCCAAAAUGGCAUUUAUCAUCAUCAUGGAGCAUGUGGUGUUUGUGGUGAAGUUUGUUGUGGCGUGGUUGAUCCCGGACGUGCCAUCAGAUGUGAAAGCGCGUAUAAAGCGUGAGCGUUACCUGAUCCAGGAAUACCUGCACGACUAUGAGCUGGAGAAACUCAAGAUCCAGCUGAUCCAGAAUGGCCAGAACAGUGAAGAAAUAAACAACUGCACGUGUCCGACAACAGCCGCCUCACCUAUGAAAAUUGAGGUGUUAUCAGACUGUCUGGCCUAACACAAGCCCAGACAGAUCUCACUGAACCACUACAUCAUCAGCUGAAAACCAAUGAGAAGCUCUCACUCAGUUCAUUAUAGUGAUGAAACAGAUUUUUUGCAAUAUAGUUAGAAGAAUUUUUGGUGAAAAUGUGCUUAAUUAUCAUGUAAAUAAUGUUGCAUUGUAAACAAUCUUAAAGAAAAGGACCUAUUUUCAAGAUUUUUUUGCAUUGUUUGUGGCAUUAUUUUCAUGAAAAUGUAUCAUUUUCUCAUCAACAAUUCACAAUACUGUAGCGCAAAGAAUAUCAUUCUCAUUAAUGUAAUGAAAAAAAUGCUUGAUAAAAAUGGUGACAUCUAUAUUCUGGAACAUAUGUAAAAAAAAAUCACACAAGUACGUUAACAUUUUAAUAAUUUAUUUUUCAUUAAAAUAAUGUGAAUGAGAUUUUUUGCAUUGAGAUAUUGUGACUUUUCUAUGAGAAUAUUCUCAAUUAUCAUGAAAAUAAUGUCACAAUGCCAAACAUCUUAACGGUAAUCAUUUUGUGACAUUCCUCUGUUUCUCAGACUCCUCAUUUUCACCAUGUGACACCCAAGUGUAAGUUCUCAUACAGGGGACGCCUCUCAGACACAAGUCUUCCAAGAAAAAUGAAGUUCCAAUCUUCCUCAAAUGUAUUUAUGUGCAGUAGACCAAUCUAAAGCUGCACAAGUUGAGCUGUAACUCAUUUGCUGUCUUUGCAGAACGACACUUUCUCCUGUCAAAAAACACUCUCAAGUCGUCUCACUCUCUCUUAUAUUCAUUGUCUCUGUCUACUGUAAGACACUACAAACACUACAGGCUGUUCACAUUCUCUGAAAACACUGUGUCAGGGUCAGACUGCUAAAGAGUCUCGUGAAAAUAAUUGUGGUUAAGUUGUAUACAUAUUAAGUUUAAUUUUAGAAUAUUUAAGAGUUUUUUCCCCAUUGUGACAUUAUGUUCAUGACAAAGCACAUUUCUCCCUAAAUAUUUGUUUUUAAUUUAUACAAAUUGGAGAGAAAUGUGCUUAAUUGUCAUUAAAAGACACUGUAUUCUUUAUCCAAAAAUACAGUGACAAUAUUUUCUUUUUUUUUUCUUUUUUAUGUAUUCAUUUAUGUGUUCAGAAUACAAGUGUUCAAAAGCUAUUAAAACUGUUCUGUUCAAAAUGCCUUUAAGUAACCAAAGAUUAUAUGACUUAAAACCAUAGUCAUCUGCAUGAAUGUUUUACAAUAUAUAGUUUAAGAAUGAGACAUUACUAUGCAGCUAAAGUUUAAAUCAAGUACUUCCAUACAAUAAAAUUAAUAAUAUAUAGAUGGCAUUUUCAGGAACAUCUGUUUUAUUUGAGUUGUCACAAAGUACUAUUAGUACAUUUUACAUUUAGCACAUUGUUUUUAAUAUUUAAAUUAAACAUUUAAAAUCAUUUAAGACUAGAUCUGGCACUAAAUUUAUUACGCAGUAUUACUUUCACAGCUUGAUGCGUCACUUAUACCGAUUCUUUGAGCAUGUCUUAUAAUAAUUUUUUUUUAUUUUAUUUUUUUUUUAAGUUUGCUGGAAAGUUAAUGGAAAAUGAAAGAGUAAAGAGUGUCUUUGCCAAAAAGAGUAGAUACAUAUUUACAUAUGCACACUACACUUAUGAUCACUAUUUAUGAUUUUCAAAUGUGUUCACAGUUUAAGACAAUCUGCACUUUAAACCUUAAAAAAAUAUCUGCAGGAAACAAACUCUUAAAGCCAAAUUUCUUCCUGAGAUAUGAACGGCAAAGUGAGAAAUUGAGCUCAUAUCUUUUCCAUGUUCCAUUGUUUGUCUAAAUAUGCAGUCCAGGAUGAGUGUUCACUUAAACUCCAUUUUCAAUGCAUGUGUUGUGUUGUCUUGGUCAGAGAAGGACAAAGUCACUGUGACUUUGAUUUUAUGUUUUGCACAAAGCACUUAUUGAAGGAGUCAUUUGUGUCCUUAUAAUCUCAGUGUUUUGGAAGCAAGACGUGUGAGUCCACAUUAUUUGGAAAUAAUACAUAGAUGCUGACACAAAGCUUGUGGAACAUUUUUGCCAUGAAAGCUUAAAAUAAAUUAAAAAUGAAUGAGGACCAGUUAGGAUUAGUUGAACACAUAUAUGAUGAGGAUGAAGGAAAAUCUGAGCGUAUGUAUUUUGCUGUUAUUUGUGACUUGAAUAUUUCUUUUGGAAAUCAUGAUAUUUUGUAUGUAAAUGGUUGUUGUUUUUCUCAGUCACUGGUUCUGAUAUGAAGUAAAUCACUAUUUAAUCAUUUAAAGAACUGUUAUUCAUGAAAAUGCAUACUGUCUGAAUAUUUCACUGGUCAUAUGUAGCUGGGAAUCUGCUGUGCAGAAAGUUGAACAAGUUGUCUGUAAACACAGUGUCUGAUAUUUUAUGUAGAUGUUGAAGUUCUUGAAUAGUUUUUGAUCUUAAAACCUUUUAUGCCUUAUUUAAAUCCUUCUCUUUUUUUAUUAACUUUAUAAUUAUGCUUGUUAGUAUUUGUCUUUUGUUUUCUUUAUGAUCAUUAUUUCUACUUGAUUUCAUGGCUUUUUAUCCUGGUUUUUUAGCAUGCUUAUCUUGGACCUGCAUAUGAAUUGUCAUCACAUU
This is a messenger RNA of Xyrauchen texanus (razorback sucker), 5404 nucleotides long. RefSeq names its product anoctamin 5a (gene ano5a). Bases 69 to 2825 code for a protein of 918 amino acids. Gene Ontology annotation, biological process: chloride transmembrane transport. The transcript has 20 exons. Gene Ontology annotation, cellular component: plasma membrane. Gene Ontology annotation, molecular function: chloride channel activity; protein dimerization activity. The record is from RefSeq and is a predicted model, not a curated record. NCBI's taxonomy places the organism in Eukaryota, Metazoa, Chordata, Actinopteri, Cypriniformes, Catostomidae.